Mugil cephalus (flathead mullet) is the source of this 6818-nucleotide messenger RNA. RefSeq names its product XK, Kell blood group complex subunit-related family, member 7b (gene xkr7b). The record is from RefSeq and is a predicted model, not a curated record. Lineage: Eukaryota; Metazoa; Chordata; Actinopteri; Mugiliformes; Mugilidae. Gene Ontology annotation, cellular component: plasma membrane. Bases 143 to 1999 code for a protein of 618 amino acids. Gene Ontology annotation, biological process: phosphatidylserine exposure on apoptotic cell surface; apoptotic process involved in development; engulfment of apoptotic cell. The transcript has 4 exons.
CUAGUUAUGAUGUAAUCUCUUGCACUCCCUCUCUCACUCUCUCUCUCUCCCCUGCACAGCCAGCCCCCUCCCAUUUCUCUCUUUCCCUCUCUCUCCUGUUUCCCCACCUCUUUCUCUGUCUUUCUCUCCUAUCCUAACCAACAUGGCCGCUAAGUCGGAUGGAGCAGCGGUGUCUGUGGAAGAUGACAACACGCCCAGGAGCCUCUCGGAGACGGGGAACCCCGCCGCCCGGCCCCGCUGCACCGCCGCCGGCGGGAAACCCUACACCCUGCUGGACUGCUGCUGGGUGCUAUGCGCCCUGCUCGUCUUUUUCUCCGACGGCGCGACCGACCUGUGGCUGGCCGCCGACUACUACGUGAAAGGCGACUACUGGUGGUUCGGCUUGACGCUCGUCUUUGUCGUGGUGCCCUCCGCCGUCGUCCAGGUGUUGAGUUUCAGGUGGUUCGUGUACGACUACUCGGAGCUGAGCGGCGGGGAAGGAGGAGGAGGAGGAGCAGCGAGCGGCAGCGGGACCGGCUCGGCGGCUGCGGCGGCGUCAGGCGCGGCAGGAGGAGCAGCCCCGGCAGGCGACAACACUUUAAGCACCAAGGACAGCGACCAGCGCGGUGAGAGCGCGGCGACGGGGAACGCUGCGAACGCUACCCCGGUGUACACGUCCAAUGCCUCGGCUGCGACUGCUGGGAGAGUCGUGGCCCCACGGAGGUGCUGCACCGUCUGCAUGUGGGUCUUUCAAACCGUGCUCCACGUCCUGCAGCUGGGGCAAGUCUGGAGAUACAUCCAUGCCCUCUACCUGGGCGCCCAGAGCCGCUGGCGCAGCAACGGCCCUCGCCGCCACUUCCACUGGCGGCUGAUGUUUGAGAGCGCUGACAUCACCAUGCUCCGCCUCCUGGAGGCCUUCCUGAAGUCGGCUCCACAGCUCGUCCUGCAGCUGAGCAUCAUGAUCCACGGAAAUAACGUCCUCCCUCUGCAAGGACUCUCGGCCUCGGCCUCCCUGGUCUCUCUGGCCUGGAUGAUCGCCUCCUACCAGAAGGUCCUCCGGGACUCCCGUGACGACAAGCUGCCCAUGUCCUACAAGGCCGUAAUCGCCCAGAUGCUUUGGCACUUCUUCACUAUCGGAGCGAGGACCGUGGCCUUUGCCCUCUUCGCUUCCGUCUUCCAGCUGUACUUUGGCAUAUUCAUCGUCAGCCACUGGUGUGUGAUGACCUUUUGGAUUAUUCAAGGUGAGACUGACUUCUGCAUGUCCAAGUGGGAGGAGAUCAUCUACAACAUGGUGGUGGGGAUCAUUUACAUCUUCUGCUGGUUCAAUGUCAAGGAGGGCCCCAGCCGCUUCCGUAUGACGGUCUACUACUCUGUGACACUGGCAGAAAACGUGGCACUGACCGCCGCCUGGUACACCUACCGCGGCCCACACACCUCUGACUCGUAUGCCCUCGUUGUGGUGUGCCUGGUGGCCUGCAGCUUUGCCCUGGGAACCUUCUUCAUGUUGGUGUACUACUGCUGGCUGCACCCAGACGGGCCUGUUCUAGGCUCACAGUGGGGAGGAUGUGUGGAUGAGGGUGUUGUGGGUACAGGAGGAGUGGCAGGAGUGAUUGAUGCUUGCCUCACUCCUUCCCAAGGGUCCCAAACGGACAUGGUCAUUACCAGUCCUCCGAGGACUCUGCCCAGGACUAAAGAUACAGGGGAGCCAGUGCCUGGGGAGCGAGAAAGGGACAGGGACAGGGACAGUUGCUUGCCUGUCUUCCAGGUUCGUCCCUCCCCGUCAUCCUCUCCUGCACUCCUUCAUAGGACCUCCUCCACCUCCCGUGCACUGGAGGGCCCUGUGAUCCGGAUUGACCUCCCAAGAAAGCGAUACCCGGCCUGGGAUGCACACUUCAUUGAUCGCCGCCUCCGCAAGACCAUCCUGCUUCUGGAGACCACAUCUGCUGUCAGCCCCCGGAUACAGUACAGGAGUAGCAUGAUGGGCAGCAAAGAGGUGUUAGAAUAUGAGACAACUGUCUGAGCCAUUGGGGGCUCUUAAACUUGAAAGUGCAGUCUGGGACCAAGGCUCAGCCUGAGAUCAGCUCUCAUCCCAGGACUACCUUCACCAAGAGAAGCAUGAAAAGAAGACACAGAGUGUCAAGCAGCUCUUCUGAAAAAAGAGGUUGCCAAAAAUUGAUUGUAAAAUGUGAAGCGCAAUCUGGGACCAAAGCAGUCCAGGAGUAAGUAGCAUGAAUGAGCCGUGAGACGUUAAUGGAGUAAUACUGAACUGGGAUAAUCUUCAUUCGUUUUCUAAAAGCUUGGGGGUGGGAAAUUUAAUCCCUCAUCCUGGGACCAAGGACUGUUAGAUUUUGUUUCAUCCUGCACGAUCAGCCCAAGAAGUAAACAGAUUUGUGAGAUAUUGAGUUGAGGAGUUUGAGAUAAUGAACAGUCUCCUGCAUGAACUUGAGCCUCGGAUCUCAGAGACACAACAGAGACUUACUGGGUGAUGUUUGAGAAACUGGUGGCAAGAGUAUGCAUGGGACAUGCAGUCAUUUUGGUUCGGUUGCAAAAUUAGACUUUGUCGUAAAAAAGAGGACUCGAUAUCCAGUAUACAGGUUUAUAGAUCUAUUGAUUUACCAGUCGACAUGAGCCAAGACAUCUAUCAAAAUGUUAUAAUAUAGAUACAAUACAUUGCUACUAAAUUGAGCCUCCAAAUCACCAAUUCAUCGCUAACUUGGUAUGCUUCAUAUUGAGAGAAACACAGUAAGGAAUGCAUAAUGAGGACGAUAUGAAUGGUAGGAGAUGUGUUUGUCUGAUCAUGUUUCCAGAAGGUUGCAUGUCCCUCAUAAUCAUUUGGUAACCAUCCUCUAAGCAUUCUGUCUGUGGUGCUCAAAGGGACAUAUAGUCUUGCGCUGUGCUGGGCUCCAAUCUGAGAUUCAGGCUCACAACUUGGUGUAGAUUCAGAUGGUUUCAAAAAAUAUAGGCUGAGGAGUGAUAACAAGUCACCCAUCCAUAUGUGUCAGACAAGCAGCCAUGGCAAAAGUCUCACUGUUUACGUCACAGCUGCACUGUCACUCCCAACCAGAAAAAGGACUUUAGAUGUAAAGCGGACGACUUCUGCAAUGGCUACCGCCGUACGGCCGUAACUCACCACAAAUACGCCAGAAAUGUACAAAUGUCAGAUAUAAGCUGUUAUAAUAAGCUGUAGUUAGGCAAAGGAUGACUUUUGAUGGAAGAAGCUUCAUUUACUCAUAAGAGUCUAAAUGUCAUCCAGCUUUUAUUUGGAAUUCAUAACAUGUAGGAUAUGAGGGAAGUGAAAAGCAAACUCGUUGUGUUAUAAAAUAAUUUUGCUGGGUUGGGAUUUGUGGAGAACAGUGUCUACUAAAUACAUUUGAAAAGCAGUGAAUGGAAGAAACAAAAUAUAUGCUCAAAGCAAAUAGUCGAAAAUGCAAAGUACCAUGAUGUUUUUGCAGACUAGAUAGAUAGCAUUAGGUGCUGUUUUUCUAUUUCUUUCUUUUUUUUAAAUUACAUAUACAAUGUUAAAAAUAGUUUGAAUCUAGUGAAAGGUAGUGUUGUUUACAAAAUGAAACCAUCUACAGGCCUUGAUUUAAGCAACCUUUUGUCAGAUUUAAAUUCUCAUCUCUGGACUGAAGGGAAAGAAGCUAAUGAAAUGGUAAGCUCUGAUGUGAAAACAUUGUUGCGCCUUGAAACUGUUGAUGUGAUGCCCUGAAGCAAAGAAGCCACUGCUUGUAAGCAGUAAGCAGCUUCGGAGGUCAAGUUUGAACGCAGCAGCUCCCAGGUGUGAACUGGUGUUACUUUCAAUUAGAAGCCGCUGAAUGCUGAAUAACUCAAGCACGGUCAGCAAAACCACCUGGAGGAAGAACGGCUAACAAAAACACUAGCAUCAAAGCUAACUUCUGUCGUCUCUCGUAACACACAACACAUUUCUCUUCAGCAGUCUCUCUUUGAAGUUCUUAUCACAUCUUCUAAAAACCUUUAGGGUUAGUCUUUACAUUUGAUUUGUUACAAAGUGGUAGUCCUUUAUGUCCAUCUGAGAAAAAUUGAAACCUACGCUGUGAUUUGUUUUAAGGAUUUGUUUUAAGGACCCGAAUGCGUUUCAUUUUAAUGUAUUUUAAUGCAUUUACCUAAAACAGCAUCAUGUGACCCAGAUGCAUUUUAAAGCGCAUGUUCAUGAAGAUGCAUUUGGUACACUGUGAAGGGAUAAACAAUGUGGGUCCAUAGUGUGUGCUUUUUGCUUCUGGAAUGGUUUAGUAGUCUUUGUUUGAUGUUCGAGCGUUUAGAAGAUGCCAGGGGGUCGCCCAUUCAUGGAUGACUGAGACGAGCACAAAAACCAACAUGAUGGCACAGCUGAGAUGCUUAUUAAAUGUAAACUUGUGCCAAAUUUCUUCAGUUCUAGUCGCUCAAUAAGCGGACUAGACGGAAAAUAAGAAAUAAGAGCAACUCCUGACAUGUGAUUUAGUUUGCAUGUAGGCUGAAAGCGUGUGUUUUAUUUUUUUUUUACUUUUAGAGCAGUUCCCAUCUGCUGCCACCUGGUACCAACACAACAUUUUGUUGCUGCAGUAUCCAAUGUGGCAAUAAUUAAUUCAAGUACUGAAAGUAAUUACGACGGAAACAUUUCUGGUAUGUGGAGAACUUGACGUCAGCGGGUAGACCAAGACACCAAGAGCAGCAAAUACUUGCUUUUUAACAAUGCUGAUUGUGGCAAAUCAGAGUUCAAUGAUCCACAUCACAAUCCCGAAUAUCUUUCUCUGUAGUAAUCACUGACUGUAUAUAAAGACUGAAAAACUCUUUUUAACCAAUAGAUUUCCUCCAAAGCCGCUUUGGAGCUUAGUGUAGUGUCUCCAGCCGUCGCCACUUGGGCAGUGCCUGACUGCUCCUAAUUCCAGACUAAUUUGAAAAUGGUCAGGUGGAAGGCAAGUUGAGAUGGACCGACGCCUAUGGAGACAGCAGCAACCUGUGAGGGCAUCCGACUGUCACUCAAAUCAGCCAUGCCCUAAUUGUUCUCAUCUUUAAGCCUUUAUAUAAUUUAAAUUCUGUUAAUUGUGAAUUGUGUAACAGGCCGUAAAUGUUUAUUUCGGCUUGUCAUUUUAGCAUAAAGGUUUACGGAGGCUGACCCGCUCUCGGAGCCAGCCUCAAGAGGACAUUAGAGGGACAGAGUUUUUGGGCCUUUCAGGUUUGCUUCAAUUUUUUUAAGCCAGGAGGUUGCUGCUUGAAAGAAAAAAGUACGGGCAGCACAUAUCAAGACAGAAUAUAUGAGGCAUCAUGUCAAUGCAAGAGCUCCUCAGUAUUGCUGCUGCUACUUGUACGUCACUGACUGCAACAUUUGCAUCUUGCGUUGUGCCAGACAUUUGGAGGAAUCAGAGUACACGUGGAGUCGCCGUCAUCCAAACUAUACUUUAAGAAAUGAAACGUUGGAUUAACUUAAUCUAGUUAGGGCAACUGGUCCUACAAGUCAUGGUUGUUUGAGUAUGGAACAUAGUACGCAGUUAAUCGUAACAGCGUGGUUUAAGCUAAUCUGAUCAAACUGUGUAAAGAAAAUGAGAAGUUGAAGUUGAAUUCACAUCUAAAAUAAAAUUUGCUAAUGCCUAGUUAAAGCACCGUGAUUGGGCUGAAUUUACUCAGCACGAUGACACAUCUCUCUUUGAACUCAGCAGUGACAUGGCAAUGAAGUAUUCCUCACAUGUUUCAAAGCUGCUUCUCUAACCACUGCGCCACAGCUCCCCCAUGACAUUAGCAUUAUAAUGACUGGCAUGUGAGACAAGAAUAUUAAACAACGCACAUGCAGGUAUGGGAAACUCUCACAAUACCAUGUUAAUGCUAUUUCAACUGUCCAAAAUGAAGUAAUGGUAGUAUUUAGCCACAAAACAGUUAUUUAAUUCAGCAACACCAGUGUUUCAUUUCUUAGAAGUAAGUGCUCUGACCCUGACGUGGCUUGUGCUUGUUUGUGGGUCUCCUCUACUGGGAAACUGAACCGCUGGCUCCAAAGAUUCAGGAAUGCGAGACCUGGUACUGAUACAGUUUUCUUAUCCAGUCAGACAGUGUGGUUGAGGUCCUGCCUGAACGUGUGGAUGCUGGAACAGGUGGUAACGGUCACGGCGAUGUUAAUGGUGCUGAAAACAAUGACUCUCACGUCACAUGUGACCACGUCACGUUGAACACGAUAGGCCAAUGUACAGAUGAUGCAUACGUCAACCACCCAACUGCGGGGCGAGAGAGCGUGGCUUCGCUCCCUCUCAUCGGGUAAUGAAUUGUCCUUUGUCGUUAAGGUAAAAUAACAGUUAAUAGUGGUGCGCUGAUUAUAUAUCGACUUGAACAAAAACAUGUUAAAAAAAAACAGCGAGUUUAAAAACUCCAGUCAUCUUUUAUUAAUUAAUGCAAGUAUUUAUGUUUAUUUAUUUUUGUAUUUGUUUUAUAUCUAUUUAUCUAUUGUUUACUCACUCAGUGGUCUUUGGUAUGACUCUUAUAUUAAGAUGUAAAAACCGAAAAUAGAUUUUUUUUUUUACUCAUUCUAUAUAUCUGUAUAUAUCAGAGUGACGCUAUUCUAGGACGUGUGUGUGUAUGAGUAUGUGUGCUUUGGUUUGUAUGUGUAUAUUGUAUGUACAGUAUGUAUGUAAGGAUGUGCUCUAAGAACUUUUUUUUUUUUUUUGAUAAUGCUGCUUAAACAUCCUCUGAGUGAACGAGCAGAAAAAUAAACCAGUGGUGAUAAUAUCUAUGAUGAUGUUUAAAAAAAAAAAAAGGAAAAAAAAAAGAACUCAACAAGCUGUGCUGAUAACUGUAGAUGGGAUCAAUACUGUAGUAAACAUGGCUGUUCAGCCAUUAAAAUAAACUCCCUGACUGUG